Molecule: messenger RNA, 1879 nt
Organism: Rubroshorea leprosula
Lineage: Eukaryota; Viridiplantae; Streptophyta; Magnoliopsida; Malvales; Dipterocarpaceae
Source: the annotation of a GenBank genome assembly
GUCGAAAGCAGAGGAAGCCAAAAAAAUCGCCUCUGCAAUUCCUCCAUUCUUGAUUCUGCUUCCAGAAUGUGAAGCAGUGGAUUUUCUCGGCCCGUGCCGUGUUUUGAACGGAAAUUCUCAAGGUUUCCUUCAAGAUUCAGUCGCCAUUUCUUUCGCACCAGACAAUUCGAAAGUGGCAUCUGGUUGAGUAGGAAGUGUCCUUUUCCUGUAAAUGGCUAGAGUUUGUUGGCCAUACUUUGACCCUGAGUAUGAGAACUUGAGCGUCAGAAUCAAUCCGCCAAGGGUGUCUGUGGACAAUACUAGCUACAGAGACUGUACUCUUAUCAAGGUUGACAGUGUCAAUAAACCUGGAAUACUGCUGGAAGUUGUGCAAAUACUCUCAGACCUGGAUCUAAUUAUUACCAAGGCUUACAUUUCUUCUGAUGGCGGAUGGUUCAUGGAUGUAUUUCACGUCACUGAUCAACAUGGGAAAAAGAUUACAGAUGGUAAAACCAUUGAUUACAUAGAGAAGGCUCUAGGACCCAAGGGCCAUACCACAAAUGGGGUGAAUAAUUGGCCUGGUAAAAGGGUUGGGGUGCAUUCUCUUGGUGAUUACACAGCAAUUGAGCUCAUUGGAAGGGACAGACCUGGUCUCUUAUCUGAGAUCUCUGCCAUCCUCACCAAUCUCCACUUCAACGUGGUUGCUGCCGAAGUAUGGACCCACAAUAGAAGAAUAGCUUGUGUUGUCUAUGUUAAUGAUGAUAUUACAUGCCGUGCUGUAGAUGACCCAACCAGAUUGUCUAUUAUGGAGGAACAACUCAAGAACAUACUACGUGGGUGUGAGGAUGAUGAGCAAGUGGUUCGAACCAGUUUCUCCAUGGGAUUCACUCAUGUUGAUCGGCGGCUUCACCAAAUGCUGUUUGCUGAUAGAGAUUAUGAAGGUAGUGGAUUGACAACUGAAGUUGACCAUCCUACAUCCUUCAAACCCAAGAUCACAGUCGAGCAUUGUGAGGACAAGGACUACUCAGUUGUUAAUGUCAGAUGCAAAGAUCGAGCGAAGCUGAUGUUUGACAUUGUCUGCACGCUCACAGACAUGCAAUAUGUUGUUUUUCACGCCGCCAUUUCAUCGGAUGGCCCCUAUGCAUCACAGGAGUAUUAUAUUCGCCAUAUGGAUGGCUGUACCCUAGAUACUGCUGGAGAAAAAGAAAGGGUCAUCAAAUGUCUGGAAGCUGCAAUUCAAAGAAGAGUAAGUGAGGGUCUAAGUCUGGAGCUCUGUGCAAAGGACAGAGUUGGAUUGCUGUCUGAAGUGACGAGGAUUUUGAGAGAGAAUGGAUUGGCAGUCACAAGAGCAGGUGUUACAACAAUCGGGGAGAAAGCAGUAAAUGUCUUCUACGUGAGAGACGCUUCUGGGAAUGCAGUAGAUAUGAAGACUAUUGAGGCACUCCGUAAAGAAAUAGGACACACAAUGAUGCUUAAAGUCAAGAAAGAUCCUGCCAGUGCCAAAGCACCUGAGACCAGUGGAUGGGCUAAAACAAACUUCUUCUUUGGAAACUUGUUGGAGAAGUUCUUAGCUUAGAAAACAUGUGCAUAUAUGGUUGUGACUGAAACUCUGGUGUGUAUAGAAUAAACAAAGCUUUCUCAUAACAAACAUGGUAACUAGGGAAGCUUGUUAUCUCUGGAGUCUCUGUAAAACAUGAUGUGUGAAGACUAUGAAAAGCUUGAACUUUGUUUCUCUAACUUAAUUGUGCUUUGUCUCCUCAACAUAUGACAUGGGAAAUUGAUUGGCCUUCACAUGGAGACUUGAUAGAACAGCUGACAAAGACAGGCUAAUGCGUAGAGAGCUUGUGGACAAUGAAAUGCAGAAUAACAAACAGGGUAUGCAUAAAUGAACAUCAGUUUU